AUGUUUUUGGUUUUUGUUUAUUUCAAAAGGGAAGAUUUACAAAAGCUUUCACAAAUAGAACAAAUAGAAGAUCCUGCAGAGAAGAAUAAACAAUUGGCAGAGUUUAUUAAUGGUAGAUAGAUCCAUGAUUUAUGUCUCUUCUAUGCAGUGAAAAUGAUUGAUUCUAAUCUUAAAGCAGCUUAUAACACAUUGGAGGAGACAGUAUCCUCACUUUAAAAAUUACCAGCCUUGCUUUAUAAUAGGAUUACACGGGAAUCUAGAAUUCAAGUGAAAAGUAUUCCAUCUCAAAUAAACUUCGCCAAUUAUUUUGGUGGGGCCACCAUUCUCACAAAAAGCAAAUAAUUAGUAGGAGUAGACAAUAUUUUGGUGGAUAAUCAAGAAACGUAUAUUGUUCUAAUUUGAAUUUAGUUAUAUGAUUACAGAGUGCAAUCAAGAAAAACUGCACUUUAUAAUAUGUUUAAAAGAAGAGAUUCAAUUGGAAUCGAUCUACUUUAUUAAUAAAGAGUUUUAUUCGUCAACAAUGAAAAAUUUCAGGGUAUCAUUUUAGAAUAACUAUGUUUUGAGGUUUUUGGGAGUGUUGUGUAUCCUACUGAAUCCUGGGAUUUUUUGUAAGCAUUCGAAUUAGAGGAUAUAAAUGAAUGGUAAAACUUCGAAUUUGAAUCGCACUUCCUCAGAUAUUUGAAAAUCGAGAUCAUUGAUUUUCAUCAAGCAGAAUAUCAUUGCACAUUAACAUAAAUAAGGUAUAAGGAUUAUUAAAUUUUUAGAGUAUUUGGAUAAACUGUUAUUGGAGAUCUAAUACAAUCACACAAAAGAUAUAAAUUACAAUUGCCUAAAAUUGAACCAAUAAGGGAGGAAGUGAAAUAACCAUAACGAAUUAGAAUGCCAUGCAAAGAGAUAAUAACUAAUUAUGCAAAUUCUAACAAUUCUACAUGCAGCUAUUUCAAUUAUUUAUUUGAUGUACAACAGUCAAAUAUUGAUGAAAUCAAGAGUCAAAAUCAAUUUUUAGAUGUGAUUCCUUUCGAAUCCAAUCAAUCCCUAUUUAAAGUCACAGCUUAAAAUAUAGUUAUACUAUCUCAUAACCUCCAAUUAUUGAAGGAGUAGUUAUAAUAGAUUAAUAAGAAUAAAUUGAAGGAAAUGUAAAAUUAGAAAUAAAAUGAUGACAUAUAAUAGUAAUUAUUAUUCGAAUUCUCUCAAUAACAAAAUAUCAAUAUUAAUCUAGAGAGAUAGAUCUAUCAAUUGAAUGUCAUCACGAGAUAUUGUAUAAUAGGCAUAUCGAUCCUAUUUAUUGGAUUAUGCUGGGUUAUCAUAAAAUUGCAAUAUCACUCAAGGAACGUCAGACAUCAAUAGAUUGUUGUUCAAAACUAGAAAGAUAUCCAAGAUAUUACUACUUUGACUCCAAUUUUGGUGAAUGGGUAUUCAACGAAUAACGACGAUUAAUUUCAUCAUAUAAUUAAGAGCUAAAGCAACAAUAACAAUCAUAAGAACAAGAAAAAGAGCAAUUUUGUUAAUUGA
Paramecium octaurelia is the source of this 1512-nucleotide messenger RNA. The record is from the annotation of a GenBank genome assembly. Lineage: Eukaryota; Ciliophora; Oligohymenophorea; Peniculida; Parameciidae.